AUGCAAAACGCCGACCUUCCCCUCGACUCACCGUCCGCCGAGCCUGGCAUCAUCAUCGACUACAUCUACUGCCCAACCCCGAAAGACAUCCAGGCGAAGGGAACGAUCUUGCUCAUCCAUGGCUUUCCACAAACCAACUACCAGUUUCGAAGGGUCAUCACGCCACUAGCGAAGAGAGGUUACAAUGUCAUAGUGCCGAACUAUCGAGGAGCAGGCGCAAGCAGCAAGCCUUGGAAUGGGUACACGAAGAAAGAGAUGGCGGCAGAUUUGCAUACAUUGGUGGAAAGGCUGGGUGUGAAGGGCAAAGUGCAUGUUGUUGGGCAUGACAUUGGCGGAAUGAUCGCCCAUGCCUACGCCAUGCAGUAUCCAAACGAUACAGCCAGCAUCAUCUGGGGAGAAUGCCCAAUUCCAGGUAGUCCCAGCUACGACAAGAUGAAGAACGACCUGGUCGUUUGGCACUUCACCUUCCAGAACAUUCCCGACCUGCCAGAGGCCCUCGUUCAAGGCAGAGAACGAAUUUACAUCAAACACUUCUUCGAUCGGCUUGCACAGAACCCCAACGCCAUCAGCACCUAUGAUUUGGACGUCUACACGGAUGCGUACGCGGCGGCAGGUGCCAUGAGGGCAGGCUUCAACGUUUACAGAACGUUCGAGCAGGAUGUUGUGGACAACAGGAAAUUGUUGCAAGAGAAUGGCAAAAGUUCAGUGCCAUGCUUGACGCUCUGGGGCGGCAAAAGCUUCGCAGAUGAAGCGACGGCUUUGGAGAUGUCCAACUAUUUCUUCGAGCAGAGCCGCUUUGCUUCUAUUCCUGGUGCUGGCCAUUAUAUCGCAAAAGAAGCCUGGAGAUUUCGUCGAAGCUGUGGUGGGAUGGUUAGAUGA
Messenger RNA from Zasmidium cellare ATCC 36951, 879 nucleotides. RefSeq lists its product as uncharacterized. NCBI's taxonomy places the organism in Eukaryota, Fungi, Ascomycota, Dothideomycetes, Mycosphaerellales, Mycosphaerellaceae. The record is from RefSeq and is a predicted model, not a curated record. The transcript has 2 exons. Gene Ontology annotation, molecular function: catalytic activity. Bases 1 to 879 code for a protein of 292 amino acids.